Messenger RNA from Entelurus aequoreus (snake pipefish), 1442 nucleotides. It is a transcript of the gene foxj1a, whose product is annotated as forkhead box J1a. The record is from RefSeq and is a predicted model, not a curated record. Gene Ontology annotation, molecular function: DNA-binding transcription factor activity; sequence-specific DNA binding. Bases 1 to 1422 code for a protein of 473 amino acids. Gene Ontology annotation, biological process: regulation of DNA-templated transcription. The transcript is spliced from 2 exons. Lineage: Eukaryota; Metazoa; Chordata; Actinopteri; Syngnathiformes; Syngnathidae.
AUGAAGAUCGACUCUUUAUGGUGUUAUGAAAUUCGACCCCCUACUGGAUUCUGUUUGCUCUUCUCCAAGGAGGCUUUCUGGAAACUUCCCGAGCGGGGACUUGAACGUGCGCAGGUGCGGAGGAGACACGGGCCGUUCCUGCGUCCGCGAGGGAGGGGUCAAGAGGGGGAGGAGGGGGUGGGGGGCACCAUGGAAGGUUCGCUGGGUCUGGAGGAGGAGCUGGUGGCGGCCGCGGCCCAGGCCGAGGAGCGGGACGUGCGGCCGGGCCCCUGCUCCGUGAGUCUGGACGACAGCCUGACCAGCUUGCAGUGGCUUCAGGACUUCUCCAUCCUGGGGGGCAGCGUCCCCCACAACCUGCUGGGCCCGCGGCGGCCCGGCUCGGACGCGCCGGCCUCUCCGCUGGCCGCCGACCCCGCCUCCAUGGGGGCGCCGCUGACGCCCGGGAAGCCAACUGCGGCGGCCUACACCCGCAUGCAGCCGCUGCCCGCCAUCGUGGCCCGCGGGCACUGUCCGGACGAAGUGGACUACAAGACGGACGCGCGCGUCAAGCCGCCGUACUCGUACGCGCACCUCAUCUGCAUGGCCAUGCACGCCAGUCCCGCCAGCAAGAUGACUUUGGCGGGGAUCUACAAGUGGAUCACGGACAACUUCUGCUACUUCCGCCACGCCGAGCCCACCUGGCAGAAUUCCAUCCGACACAACCUGUCGCUCAACAAGUGCUUCAUCAAAGUCCCGCGGGGGAAGGACGAGCCGGGGAAGGGCGGCUUCUGGAAGAUCGACCCGCAGUACGCCGAGCGCCUGCUGAGCGGCGCCUACAAGAAGCGCCGCAUGCCGCCGGUCCGCAUCAACCCGGCGCUGCAGAGCCGGCUCGGCCUUCAGCUGCCGCCGCCGUCUGCUGGCCCCCCCGCCGUCCCGGCUGAGUCCCAGCGCCUCCUGCGGGAGUUCGAGGACGCAACGGGCACGGACGGCGGCUGGGACCCUCACCUGGGCGAGGGCACCAUGCUGGGGUCCUGGCCCACCGUCAAGAGGAAGUCGGCCCGCAGAAACGGCGCCGGCAAGCCGCCCCCCCGCCGCUCUAGCUCGCCCCUGCUCCCCGCCGAGGAUGAGAAGCAGAGCGGCGUCCUGAAGGGAGACUUCGACUGGGACGCCCUGCUGGACUCGGCGCUGAGCGGCCAGCUGGCCUUGGACCCCCUCAUGAAGGAGGAGGACCCGGCCGGCCGCGACGACGCCCAGAAGCGCAAACGGCCGUCCGACCUGGACGAGGAGACCUUCCUCAGCGCCGCCUUCCUGGAGAGCGCCUGGCCCGAGGAGACGGAGCCAGAUCGUACGGACUUCCUGUGUCACUCGGCCGUCAACCUGGAGCAGCUCUUUGAUCUCGCCGACCCUUUGAGCGCCGACCCCCGCUCCGACCCCCUCCUAUGACUGACUAUCCUGUUCACCGG